Molecule: messenger RNA, 1398 nt
Organism: Acaromyces ingoldii
Lineage: Eukaryota; Fungi; Basidiomycota; Exobasidiomycetes; Exobasidiales; Cryptobasidiaceae
Exons: 5
Coding region: 155-1351 (398 amino acids)
Cellular component (GO): cytoplasm
Molecular function (GO): oxidoreductase activity
Source: RefSeq, a predicted model, not a curated record
UGUUCUCUCGCUGCGGAUCCUGUUCUUCGCGAGCGCGCGCGCGCAUUUCUUCGCGCACGGGACUCGGGAGUGCAAACCGGAUUCUCCCCCCGUCGCCAGGAAAUUUAAGACUCGAUUAGACCCAACACAACGCAUCUGCAAACAGGCUGCAACAAUGGCGGGAGGCGAGGAGCAGGACGGCAAGAUCAGGGUGCUCACCGUGGGCUUUGGUGCGCUCGGCGCCCUCUACUCCUUUCUCCUCGAGCGCGGCGGCCAGGCUAGCGUCACGGCGCUCGCGCGCUCAAACUACGACACCGUCGUCGAGCACGGCAUCACCAUCGACUCGAAGAAGUACGGCGUGCACACCGCCUGGCGGCCCUCGAAAGUCGUGCGCUCCGAGGCCGAGGCGAGGGAGGCAGGGCCCUACGACUAUGUCCUGUCGACGUACAAGAUCGUGCCCGAGGUGCGGCCAACGAGCGACGUGCUGAAGCCCAUGCUCGCGCCGCCCGCCAGCGGCACCCGGGGACCCGUGCUCGUCUUUGUCGAGAACGGCAUCGGGAUCGAGGACGAGCCGCACGACACGCUCUGCGUCCGCGAGCGGCUGGCCGCGACGGUGGUGAGCUGCUGCGCCUGGAUCGGGGCCAACCUCGUCGACGGGGGCACGCGCGUCGAGCACGGCCCCGUCGAGACGCUUGAGAUGGGCCUCUUUCCCCGCGCUUCUCCAGGGCCCGACGACGACUGGCGCAGGCAGGCGCUCGACCGGUUCGCGCGCGCAUACAACGCGGGCGAGGGCGUGGCCAACGUCGUCGAGGACGUGCAGCCGGCACGGUGGAAGAAGCUCCUCUGGAACACGGCCUGGGGCGGCCUCUCGACGCUGUCGCGCCAGCCCGUGUCGGUGAUUGUGUCCGACGACAACUGGGCAUACACGUUUCCCGUGGUGCGCAAGAUCAUGCUCGAGGUCCUCUUUGUCGCGCGCGCCUGUGGCCUAGGCGAGGACCGCGUGCCGAGCAGCGUCGUGGACCAGGUCUUUGGCUUCACGGCCGACAGCAGCCCCGUGCGGCUGCGCCAGGGCGCCAAGUCGACGACGACGCUCACCGACUCGUUCAAGCCCUCGCUCCUGCUCGACCUCGAGGCUGGCCGGCCGAUGGAGCUCGAGGCGAUUGUGCACAACGUCGUGCAGCGCGCGCGCUGGCACAACGUCGAGACGCCCCGACUGGACCUCAUGCUCGCCGCGCUGCGCCCUGCCCAGAUGCAGUCUGUCGCACGCGAGAUCGAGCGUCGCGGAGGGGCUGCGACGCCGGCCGCGGCGCCCUCCUCUUCUCAGCACCAGGACCCGUCGCUGCUGCCGUCGGGCAUGCCAGUGGAGUUCUAAGACAGACACGCAGGGGGAAAUAAAAGAAAGAAAGAUGAAAGUGGCAG